Hyalella azteca is the source of this 3562-nucleotide messenger RNA. RefSeq names its product protein fuzzy homolog (gene fy). The record is from RefSeq and is a predicted model, not a curated record. Lineage: Eukaryota; Metazoa; Arthropoda; Malacostraca; Amphipoda; Hyalellidae. The transcript has 9 exons. Bases 185 to 1981 code for a protein of 598 amino acids. Gene Ontology annotation, biological process: vesicle-mediated transport; non-motile cilium assembly.
CCAUUUUCAUUAUUACUUAUAUCCAUUACCAGAGGAAUUAAACUUCCCUCCUACUUUCUUCAAUUAGCAAGUCAAUGUAAACUCCUAAAAUAUUGUCCCUGAUGAGCUCAAAGUUGGUUGACUUUGAAUGAAAAAAAUACUUAAAAGUAUUUCUGCUCUUAGUUUUUAAUAUGUGAUUAUUACCAUGAGUUCCAUCACGCUUGUGUGCAUUGCUGCAUCAAGCGGUGUGCCUUUGAUCAUUCGGCAUCGGGGUGCUGGCAAGCCUCCACCUUUUAAUGUUGUUGGUUCCCUCAAUGGAGUCUACAUGUUUGGGGAGUCUCAAGGAACUCAAAUUCUUGAAACAAAAACACCUUUCUCAGCCAUCACGUGGAAAACCUACCAUGACAGCAUUCGCCUGAUGCUUCUUCAUGGAGAAGAAACUUCCAGCAUUGCACCAGAAAAAAGGACCAGCAAAACUAUUCUUCAGUCUCAGUGCCUCCUGGGAGGAAGGCCAGAUGAACGUUUCUUGGACCUACUCUUUGACUCCCUUGUGCUGCUGCUGAGCAUUGAUGCUCUUGUCAACAUUACCAGUAUUGAGAGGCUCAAGAAAGAUAUGAAGGUGUGCAACCCACUUCUGGACGUGCUGCUGGAGCGGUGUAUAUCAGAAACCAACUGGAGAGGCGCCCAGAGCAUGGGGCCUGGACCUCUAUUCUCGCACCUCGUCUUGUGUGCUGACACCGUCCUACCUCCUGACAAUUAUAAUCUCCAGAACGAGGUGCAGAAAUGGAGUGAAGUGGAGUGCAGCAGCAGCUACGCAUGUCUACUGAGCAGCUGUGGCCGGGUGCUGGCGGGCUCUAGAUCCUAUUGGUCCCUCUCGAGCUCAGAGCUCGUACUGCUGCCGUUGCUGCUGCUCACCACGGCCGCUCCCAACACUGCCAGAGAUGUGCCUGUCUAUCUCCCCAAUAAAAGUCCUAAGGUUCCUUUCCGUCUACUGGGAGUGAAGUUGACGAGCAUGGUGUGGUGCGCAUCGCUGGCGGGCCCCACGCCAUCUCUUGCUCACGUGCUGCGCUCUGCUGCCCUCUUCUGGAGUCCGUAUUAUGCUGGCAUAGAGACGCUGGCUGCCACGCAGCCCUACAACAUCACUGCAGCUGUCAAGCAGACUCUUGAUAAGGCCGUCUUGGGGCUGCUGGUGAUCAACCAGGAGAGCAAGAGGUGCGUGUCUUGCGUGCAUUUAGGAAACUCGGGCCGCAGCAGGACGGACAUCACCCCUCCUGCUGCUAACGAUGCAACCAGCGAUGCAUCAUCGUCUAAAUCCAAGAAACCUUCGUCUCCUGCACCACCUCCUUCCCACACAAGCACGCUACGUUCCAGUGCUGCAGGCAGCGGUCAGGCUGUUCACACAUACCAGACCGCUGAGGCCACCAUCACCUCAGUCACUGACAGAACCACUACCAGCCACUCACGGGCGCUUAGUCCAUCUUGUAGACCUCUUAGUCCUUCACGAGCUCAAAGCCCUCCACUCACAAUGACCCGACCAGCCAGAGCUAAGUCUCCUGGUGCCGGGAGAAGAAGCAGAUCUCCUGGGCGAAGAAAGUCUAAUGAAUCUGCAAGUUUCCGAGUUAAAUCUCCCGUGAGAGCAAAAUCUCCUGGCAAAUCGCUGUCUGGAACGCUGAGGAGCCGCAACGGAAGCUCUAAUGUUGGUAUGACCAUCACGCCUGCCUUCAAGACUGCGGUGCUGGCAAGCACUUUCAGAAGCCUCGCUCCUUUGUUCGCGCAACGCUCAUCUUCUGUUGGCCGUCAUCCUGCCACACCAACUGGCGACUCGUCGCACAGCAUUAAAGAGACGUACGUCUGGUGCGGAGCAUGUCGAGUGUACGUCAUCGUGUCAUCACCUCUCUUGCUACUGGUGUUGCUGCCGUCCACAUUACCACAUCCUCUCGCUAGGGCUGUGAGCUACAAAACCCUGGACGUUUUUCUCAAGAACAAGUCGACGAAACUGUGAGGUACAAGAUAUCAUAAAGAGAUUAUUAGAAAACUAUACUUUUUUUAUUAUCUGAUUUCUGAAUUUUGAAAAAAUUGUUACUAAUUAAAGACCACGUGCGUGAAAGGGAAAUAAAAAUGGGAAAUUUUCCAAGUAGGAUUCUUGUGUCCGAAUGUAGAUGACUUAUCUUGUCGUAGGAUAUGAAAAAAGUACUCGUUAGCAUUAGUAUAAUGAGAUUCGGUGGAAAAUUCCUACAUAAUUAGAAUUUUUGCCUCGUGACAAACUUGGCAUUUGUCAACAAUUAAUUGUCCCUUUCACUUGAGGUUAAAAUAUCUCUGAAUGAGCGCUGCUAUGGUACAUGGUCGCGUUGUCGCGGCCUCUUGAUCACCAGAAGCUGCCAGAAGCGUUCCCUCCAGGUGGUUGGUUGACUUUAACUGAAGAUCUUGCAUAGGAAGCUGUCGCUGGAAUGAUGAAAUUACAGUAUUAAACGCAGAAGCAGCAGUAAUAUUAGCAGCACAAUUGAUCGUAGGGACUUUAUCGCGAGUGAAUGCAGCCACUUAACAUGAACAAUAAUUACUCUGCUGUGAAUGUAGCCACUUAACAUGAACAAUUCCUUUGCAUAAAUGUAUUGAUUACCUUUCACGGACUGCGGCUCUAUCUCCGUUAUCGUCCCGUCGUUAGAGGCGUCAUUGGCCACGUACACGGGGCCGGUGUAAGGCUCUCGCUCCACCUGUACAGUAAGGGUGCGCCUCAAUAGAUUACUCACUGUAAUACUGGUUAUUUAUUAUAGUUAUACUGGUACUGGCGGCUUCCAGUGAAGUGAAGCUGUUCAUUUAACUGUCGCUGUUUUUGAAGAUUCAUGAUGCAGCACCUUAUACGUAACGAAAAAUAAAGCUUUUGUAUACAUUAUAAUUUUAGAAAAAGUUUCGCAAGUUUUUCAGUGAUGUCAAUGAUUAAUUUUCGGUAUAUGUAUUUUAUGAGACAUGACACUGUGCAAUAUUUUACGGGAUAUUUUUUCCGUUGCAUAAUAGGCUUUACAUAAUUGUAAGUAGUUUAUAAAAUUAAUAAUAAUGUUCAUAACACUUGAUAUUCAAGUGAAGCCAAAUAUCAGUUGAGCCAUGAUGUGCCUGCAGUAAUUUUGUAAGUGCGUAAUUGUUUGUUUAUUGUUCGUGUGAUCAGAUAGCAUAUUGUUACAUUUUUGUACAGCCGUCAUCAGCUGCAUUUGAUGGUAAAUGAAUACCUCUUAUUAUUUAUUAACAAUAUAAUAGCACGAAAGAAUUGUUUGGAAGAUCCUAAGGCAUACCAGAAAAUGUUGGAUUUUGAAUUUAGAUAAUUAUUUGUCUUGCCUUUGGUUAUUAUUAUUUUGAAGAAUAUUGUUCCCGGAAUUUAGAAUAAACAUGGCAUCUUAAAACUAACCGUAACGAGUUAAAAGAGGGUUUAUUGUAACUAAUCCGUCCUAAUGAUCGCCGAGCCGUAUUGUGUAAGCCAUUGUUUGAUUGUUAAUAGCAUUAAGCAUCGUGCCAGGUCGUUAAUAUUUACUCAUGACAUUCUCUACACCUCUCAUUAAGUAAACAUUUUUACCAAUAAACCUAGCUAAACUGA